Messenger RNA from Diorhabda sublineata, 6770 nucleotides. Its product is annotated as ral GTPase-activating protein subunit alpha-1. Gene Ontology annotation, biological process: regulation of small GTPase mediated signal transduction; positive regulation of GTPase activity. Gene Ontology annotation, molecular function: GTPase activator activity. The record is from RefSeq and is a predicted model, not a curated record. Lineage: Eukaryota; Metazoa; Arthropoda; Insecta; Coleoptera; Chrysomelidae. The coding region runs from base 145 to 5706 and encodes 1853 amino acids. The transcript has 25 exons. Gene Ontology annotation, cellular component: nucleus; cytoplasm.
GACACUUGACGUUUUAUAUGUUUACGUCAAUCCACAUAUAAUUUUUACAAAAAUGUAAAAGAAAAGCAAAUAAAACUGGAGCUACGUUUAUUUGACGAAAGUUGAAUAAUUCUUAUCGAUAAAAAUGUUAUAUACUAUGAUGUAAUGUUAUCAACAUUUGAAAUGUUUACGAAACGAAAUCUUGUUGAUAUUAAGAAAUCAACAACUAAAUUACAAGAUCCCAAAAAAGACGUUGCUACUCGAGUGAAACAUUUAAAGAUUAUUUUAGAAAAUGUGGAUACCAGUGAAGCAAAAGGAUUUUUUGAAGCUAAUUUCAGUCAUAUCUAUAAUAUCCUUUAUGAAAGCUUUGUUCAAACUGAAACAAAUCUGCGACAAAGAGAGCUGUCUUUUCAUCUGGUACAUAAAGCUCACAAAGAAGAAUUGGAAUGUACCUUAUGGAUUCUUGAACAAGUGUUGUGUCUUUUACCGGAACUCAUACACAGAAGAUGGCAGUUACAUUCACUCAGCAGACUUUUAGCAAAAUUGUUACACCCUGGAAAUUCUAUAAAAUUAAGACGACAAGGUAUCAGGUUUUUUUUAAUGUGGUACCAAGCAUUAAAUGAAAAUGCCCCAGAAUAUGUAAACAACAUGUUCUCAGCACUGGUACCGGGAUUUGGGAACCAAAGUGUAUUUCAAUCUCAAUAUAGUGGAAGCGUUUUUCACGAUAUCAAUGCUCAGUAUCCUGUAACUGCAUCAGAAUUAUUACCGAUUCUACCACCUUCUAGUGGAGAAAAAGCGCCCGACCACAUUAGUAAAUUCUACUUGGAAGCUUUACUGGAAUAUAUUGUCCAUACGGUUGUAAAAUUAGAAUGGCAAGAUAAAACAUCACACCACCAUCGUUGUUUUAGUUUUUUAUUAGAAAAAUUCAAAGUUUACUAUAUUCCAAAAAUUUUCCCCAACUUUAGUAAAGAUACAUCCCUAUACAAACCAAAUUUAGAUCUGCCUUUGUUAAGAAGACCUGAAAUUGAAAAUGAAUUUGUCCACUGUUGUGUUAGUCUUAUACUUUGGAUCGUUAACUAUGUACAUCAAACUAAAAAGACACAUGAUAAUAAAGAUGCUAAUUCAAUUGGGCCAUCUUCAAUACAAAAUCUUCAAGGAUCUCAUGAAGAUGAUCCUCAACAUGAUUCUUCUCAUCCAAGUUUAGACUCUGCUUUGUCAAUUCAAACAAAUAGAACCGCAUCGGAUGAGGAAUUAGCUCCUCAAAUAGUUCGCGAAGUUUUGUACAGUACCAGAGAAAACGUAAACUUUAUCCAUGAACUGUACCGCCAAGCGUUUCUUCUCAAUUUCACUCACGUCGUAGCGAUUAGAAAAAUCAUAGGGCUAUAUAAAGACCUAAUACAAGGUAAUGUAGUAGAAAUACCUCCGUAUGCUUUAGAAUUACCUGAAGAUGUACCGAGAAAUAUAAAUGAAGAUUUUUCAUAUUCUGAUAACAGUAGACCGGCUCGAUUACGAAAUGAUUCGUAUUUAGGAGCCAUUCAUAAAGAAAAUUUAUUAGUGAGAGCUGGAACACAGAAUAUUUAUCAGCUAUUUAUGACUCACGCAGCUCAUGUUUUUCUGGUUGAAAUAAAUUCACAAGUUCCAAGAAUGUUGGAAGAACAAACAGACGCUUGUAAAAGAGUCCUAAACAUAUAUAGAUAUAUGGUAAUGAAUACCAGAAUGGAUAGCAAUACAUGGGAGCAACUGUUACUUGUGUUACUUCAAAUAACUUCAUUAGUGCUUGGAGAAAAUCCUCCUAAAAAAAGAGCAACCACAUUAGGAGGCAAAUUGGCCCCAGCUAUUUUCCAAACGUUAAUUGUUACGUGGAUCAAAGCAAAUUUGAAUGUGUUAAUUAGUAGAGAAUUGUGGGAUAGAUUUUUACAUGUCAUUACAUCAUUGACAGUUUGGGAGGAAUUAAUCAAAGAAUGGGCGAAAACAAUGGAAACUUUAACCAGAGUUUUAGCUCGUCAUGUUUAUAAUCUCGAUCUAACUAAUCUACCUCUGGAUAGAGUAAACGAAAAUAGGUCAAAAAGAACUAGGAGAACUACUAUAAGACAAGAACAUAGUACAACACCUUGUGGCGCAGGAGAGAUUGUUCAUACGGCAGUUAUUCGACAAGAUUCCACAUUGCCGGACGGACAAUUAUUAUCCAAGAGAACAAAAUCGACUUUAUCUAGAAGCCAUAGUGAUAAUGAUUUAACAUUGAAGAGAAGAUCAACUCACAUAAAAUAUAGAAAUAUUAAUAGAAAACGUUCGAAAUCGUUGGAAAAUAUCGCAGUUCAAGAUACUGAAUCCACUGAUCGCACUCGUUCCCCUAGUCCGGCUCCCUCCAGCGGUAUGGAAAGUAAUUCCAUCAAAGAUUCGCCCAUUCAAUUGGAUAUGUUGUCUGCUGAUCACCAAACUCUCGAAUUAUCGGGCGAAAAUAGAGGUGUCAUUUGUGGAGGAUCUGUAAGAGGUUGGUUGCCCGAUGUCGCCGUUAUACUUUGGAAAAGAAUGUUGGGUGCUCUGGGAGACGUUAACCAAAUAUCCGAUCCAAAACUUCAUGCUCAAGUAUUUGAAUAUUUAGUAAAAUUGACAGACACCUUAAUAAAGAUUAGUCAUAACCAAGGUAUUUCUUCCGACAAUAUGAGUACCCCAUCUCCUCCGGAAUUGAUUCCCCCUCUAACUUUAAUUCUCCCUUGGUGCUUUGGAGCAUUAGUGUUACCUAAUAAUUACGAAGCUGGAAAAUUGAAUGCCUUGAGACUUAUUUGUACUAUAACUGUUAACUGUGAUAGCAAACAUCGGACGUAUUUGCCACAAAUGUAUAGGUUUUUACAUACAGCUUUAACGGGUAGCUCAAAAUUAGUGAUAAGCACAUGCCUGAAAUAUUUAGGUCCGAGAUUUUUCUCUCUACAGUUACCCGGUGCUUCUUUGUUAAUAUUAGAUUUUAUUCACGCCUGUAACGUAAUUUUAAAUAAUACCGAAAAAUUGGAAACGUCGCCAAGAACUGAGGCGAUGUCUUUCUUGGCGAAUCUGCUUAGUCAGACGGAACAUUUCAAUUCCAUAUCUGUACUUCAACCAGAUUCCGAUAUGCAUGUUAUAUCGUGUCCGGAUGUAAAGGAUCAUAUAGUUAGUAUUUUGUUGAGGGCUGGCAGGAGAGAACCUAAAGGUAAAGCUAGAUGUAUUGCGUUGUCUGCCCUUGGAAUUUUUGUAUAUAGAGAAUUAAAAAAUCAAACAUUCCAUCCAAAGUUGGUGGAUUCUCUUAACGUCAUCCUUUUAGCUUUAAAGUUCAAUAAUAAAGUGAUAGCCCAAUUGGCGAGUAAUAUAUUAUUCUUAUUAUGUGAUCAUGCACCGUUAUUAUGGACCCAAUAUCCAAGAUUAAGUAACGCCGUUAUUACAACUUUAUGUUCCGCAUUAUUUCUACAUACUCCACUUGGAUCUACGGCUAGAGAAAGUGAUAAGGCUUUAGGUACUGCUUUGCUGUUUUGUUUGGGGGAAUGGUGUAUGAAAUUGGGGCCUCAAAAAUUAUUACAAAUUUCCGAUUACGGUGAACAUAGAGGAACCUCUCUUUUACUUCAAGUAUUUACGGUAUUGAAUAAAAUAAUGCUUGGGAAAGCGUCGUUGGAACAUCCCGGAGGAUUAACUCAACCUAGUAUGAACGACGACUUUGAUCCAAAUAUUCUUUCCGACGAUUUAGAAAUUUCGGAAAGUUAUUCCUCUUCGAAAGAUAAUCAAUGUCAAGACGCUAUCAAAUUAUGCGCGAGAACAAUCCUUACGCAUCUAGUCACUCAUCUGGGCCACUUUCCAAUGGCCGUAGGUGCUACUAGGCUAAGUUCACUCGUAUCGGAACACGAUGACGUUCCCAAUCUGAGUUCCGAUGAUCUAUCGAGUAGUAUUUUUUCCGCAUCAAAUAUUCAGUUAUUUAUUUUAUCGAAAAACAUAAUAGCCAGUCUGGUGGAAUUACCUACGUUGGAACUACCAGGUGGAGGAGUAACAGCUGGUCUAUCGACCGCCGAUAAACAAGUUAGGGUGAUCUUGAGAGAUCUUUCCGGUAAAUCUAGUUGGGACGCAUCGAUUUUGUAUAAGAAUCCAGAAAAUGCGAAGAAAAAGAAACCGACAGAAACGGAAUAUUUAAAAUAUCACGCGGAAAAUUCGGAAAACAUUAUUCAAAUGGAAAGUUUAAUAACGGCACCUCUUCUACAUAAUUUACCGCAGAGCGCUAUACGACAUCGACCUCCCAACGUAUUGCCGGAUGUUUCUAACGCAGCGCCCGAUUUAGAUCAACUAGACGACCUACUUCAAUAUUUGGGUCAUACAAGUCCAGAAUGUCUUGAAAACGCCAAUCGAAAAUUAAACGAACCAGCCGCUCCGCCAAUGUCGACCGAAUUGGAAAACGAGGCUAUCGCGUCUGUUAUUAGUCAAAGAAACAUGGAAUUGGAAGAGAGUAGGUAUUCGCAACAAGUUCAUUCGAUGUUGGGUCAACCUGUAGAAAGACCAAAUAGUCGAUCGGAAACAAAUUAUCCGACAUUUGGUAGCGCUGUCACUUAUCAACAAAAUAUAAAAAGCGCUUCGGAACAAAACGAUUUUCAACAUUGCCGUUUAUUCUUCUCUCAAUUGGGAUUGGCCGGUUGGGAAAGAAGACAACAAUUGCAUUUACUUAAUAAGACUGACAGAUUGUUGAGAGAAUUGAGGAAUUUAGAUAAUCAGAGCUGUCGAGAAACGCACAAGUUUGCCAUUAUUUACGUAGCUCCUGGUCAAGAAGAUAAAAAUUCAGUAUUAUCCAAUCAAAGUGGGAGCGUCGCUUACGAACAAUUUUUGGCUGCAUUAGCUUGGGAAGUCGAAUUAGAAAACCACACAGGAUUUUUGGGAGGCUUACAACGUCAAGGAACAACGGGAUUGACCGCUCCUUAUAUAGCUACAAGCUUCCUUGAAGCUAUUUUCCAUGUUGCUACCAGAAUGCCUGGAGAUACCCCAGAAGCCGUACUUAAUAAGAUUAGACAUUUGGGCAAUGACGAAGUUCACAUUGUAUGGUGUGAGCAUAACAGAGAUUAUAGACGUGAUAUCAUUCCCACUGAGUUCUGUGAUAUUUUAAUAACAAUUUAUCCUUUGCAAGGAAAUUUUAAUAGAGUAACGAUUAAUUUAAAAUCAGACGUACCACAUUUUGGAGUAUUAUUUAAUGAAGCCAUUGUUGAAACAUCUGUAUUAGCUGGUUUAGUUAGAACGACUGCAAUUUGCGCCAGUAGAGCUAAGAGAUUAACUUACCAACAUUAUCAACAGUAUUAUGAAGAACGUGCUAGAUCUUUAGAAACAGUGGUGACGAAACAUAAAAAAAGUACCACCUAUGAAGAAUUCAUAUCGAAGGUAUAUAGUCCCGUCCAAACGCCAAGUUCACUUUACCCUAGUAGCUUGUCAUCGAGUAGUACUGAAGGUACUCCGAAUUCAUCAAUGUUAGCAGCUGCCCUUUUGGACUCGCACGGACAUGUACCGAAGAAUUCCCAAAGACAUGAUCAAAAAUACAGAGCUUCGGCGAAUGAUGCUACCAAAGCCAGUUGGUUCCAAAAUAAUGAAAAUCAAAUUGUCGAAUCAAGUAUAUCUCCUAGACCUAUGAAGAGAAUUUCGUCAAAUUUGAAACCAUCCAAGAAGUCAGCAAAACGUGAAACGUCCGUAGAAUCUCCACCAGAAAGUCCUCUACAAAUAACAAGAAGAAAAUAAUUUAUUUCAGUAUCGAGCUAACAUGUACAAGGUGUUUAUAAUCUUUAAAAUCCAGUUGUUGAAAAAGAAAAAAUAUUUUAUAGCUUUUUUCAAAUUCUUUUAAACUAUGUCACAUUUUCAUUUUUAUUUAUUUUUUCUACUUUUCUUAAAUUUGGAAGUCAUAAUAUGUAGUAAGCUUAAACUUAUGUAACAAUAUUGUUAAGAAAAUUAUUAUUUUAUCUAGGUUUUAAUAACUGUGUAGAAUAAUUGAACUAUUUAAUUUUUAUAAUCAUAAAAUUUACCACAUGAGAAUAAAUAUUUUUUAAUUUUUAUCACAAUUCGUUAAAAACAACUAACAAUUACGUUGACAAUGUAAAAAUACCGAAAGGUAUCUAAAAGUAUAUUGAGUUAACAGUUUUAUUUUGGCAUUACCUUAGAACAAAACAAACUUGGUGGUUUUGUUAAACAAUUUGUUGUUUUUAAAUGCAUCCAGCGUAAAUUGUCAGACGUAUUUGAUAUUUUUUUAGCUCAGUUCUAGAUUUACUUGCUUAUGGAGUUAAGAAAUAUAAAUCUCUCAACUUAACAUAAUUUUAAUCAAUGAAAAGAGUCGUAAUGUAAAAAAUUCAUUCAUUCACACCAGCUUGAGAAUCAUCAUUGAUUUCGUAUAAAAAUAUAAUGUCCUUGAUAUUUAUAAUUCUAUAAUCAGAUCGCAUGCAUAGAAUUUUUUGCAUUUAUUUCACUUCUAUAACUAGUAUAUAAGCUUAAUACCAUCAAAUUAUUUUAGAAAUGUAUCAAAUUGUUAAGUUAUGAGUGGUGCUGAUUGCUUCCUUUUCAUUCAUUUUUGUUUAUUUAUUCUAUUUCUGCAUUAAAAAAAACUAAUUUAUUUUCUUAAACAUUCAUUAUAAUUUAAUAAUUAGGAGCAAUGUACAUUUUAAAAUAUAAUUUUCAGAAAUGUAUAGUUUCGAUAACAUUUCAGUAUUAACGUUUAAUGUAUUUAUUUUUCACCGUAUUUUUUUAGGUGUUUUAUAUAGUACUUACAUUUGUUACAAAUAAGGGCUUUAUAAUAAAAUAUGUAACAACUAUAA